Punica granatum (pomegranate) is the source of this 1889-nucleotide messenger RNA. The record is from RefSeq and is a predicted model, not a curated record. Lineage: Eukaryota; Viridiplantae; Streptophyta; Magnoliopsida; Myrtales; Lythraceae.
CUCCCCCCCAGUCCCAAACCAAACCAAACACAGGAACCGCACUUUCCCUCCUCUGCUUCUCCAAUUGCAUUCCCUUCCUCUGCUUCUCUCCCCACACACAGAAACAGAGGAUUUGCGUUUCCCAUGGCUCCCCUCUUCCUCCCCUUCUUCCUCCUCUUCUCCCUCGUCUCAUCCGGUCUCUCCCAUGAAUCGAAAUCGGCUUUCGUAUCGUUCCAACUCAAUACGGUCCCCGUUGCUUAUCGACGCAACUUCUCCUCCUCCCUCCAUGCAUCGCUGGUAGCGGCCAAGACGCAGAAACCGGGCGCCAAGGCAGGGCAGCCGUUACCCCACAAGACGCCGUUCAAGUAUUCGAUGGCCCUGACGGUCUCGCUCCCGGUCGGGACGCCUCCGCAGACCCAAGAGAUGGUCCUCGACACCGGCAGCCAGCUUUCAUGGAUACAGUGCCACCAGAAAUCCCCGAAGCGGCCUCCGCCGAGCACCACGUUCGACCCUUCACUGUCCUCCACGUUCUCCGCCGUCCCCUGCAACCACCCCGUCUGCAAGCCCCGGAUUCCAGAUUACACCCUCCCGACAUCCUGCGACCAGAACCGCCUCUGCCACUACUCCUACUUCUACGCCGACGGCACCCUCGCUGAAGGCAACCUCGUCCGCGAGAAGCUCACCUUCUCCAAUUCCCAAUCUUCACCUCCCGUGAUCCUCGGCUGCGCCGCCGCCUCCAGCGACAACAAGGGCAUCCUAGGGAUGAACCUCGGCCGCCUCUCCUUCCCCUCCCAGGCCAAGCUUUCCAAGUUCUCGUACUGUGUCCCUGUCCGGACAGUCGCCGGAUCAGGAACCGGACCGUUCCCCACCGGGUCGUUCGUCCUCGGGGAGAACCCGAACUCAGCCGGGUUCCAGUAUGUUAACCUCAUAACGUUCCCUCAGGGUCAGACCAUGCCCAAUCUUGACCCGCUCGCUUUCACGGUCCCGAUGCUUGGCAUCAGGAUCGGCAAAAAGAAGCUCGACAUCCCGCCUUCCGCGUUCCGGCCUGAUGCCGGCGGGUCCGGGCAAACAAUGAUCGACUCCGGGUCGGAGUUCACUUACCUUGUGGACGAAGCCUACAGCAAGGUUCGGGAGGAGGUAGUGAGGCUGGUCGGCCCGAAGUUAAAGAAAGGGUAUACGUACGGCAAUGGGGUGGCUGACAUGUGUUUCGACUCGAAGGUCGCUGGGGUGAUCGGACGGCUGAUCGGCGGUAUGGCAUUCGAGUUCGGGAACGGGGUGGAGAUCACCGUGCCUAACGAGAGAGUACUAGCCGAAGUGGAGGGCGGGGUCCACUGCCUGGCAAUCGGGAUGUCCAACAUGAUGGGAGCCGCCAGCAACAUCAUCGGGAACUUCCAUCAGCAGAACAUGUGGGUCGAGUUCGAUCUCGUCAAUCGCCGGGUCGGGUUCGGGAGAGCAGCAGACUGCAGCAGAUCCUAAUAAGCAAAACCAGGACUCUCGACCCGAAAAUAUUUGAUGCAAAGAGACGGAAUGGAGCCGCCGCCAUGAAACGGCCUCGUUCUGCCUCGUACCAAGCGUGACCGAAAAGAUCUAAGAACACUGACUGACGGUGACAUGUAUAAUCUAACAUAAGAUCGUGUGAUCGAGGCCGGAGAAGGUUGUAAGAUGCUAGAUUUUGAUUUUGAUUUUAAUUUUGGUUUUUUUUAGGGUGUGUACUGCAAAGUUGUAUAAUACGAAGGACCUCAGACACAUCAGGGGGAAGUAAAUAUUUGUGGGGUAUAGAGUGACGUGAUGAGCUUAAUGACGUUGUACUGAAAUUUUUUUGUUCUUUCUUCUCGCUGGACCUUGUUGCAGUUGUAUAAUAAUUUGUUCGAGCUUGGGGUUGAGCUUAGUAUAGUACGGAUUUAAAAUAA